This is a messenger RNA of Microthlaspi erraticum, 1725 nucleotides long. The record is from the annotation of a GenBank genome assembly. Lineage: Eukaryota; Viridiplantae; Streptophyta; Magnoliopsida; Brassicales; Brassicaceae.
AUGGUGUCUUCAAAGAUUGUGAAGAGGGAAUAUCCUCCGAGAAUGUAUCCAGCAGGAAAAUCACCGUUGCAAAACAAAAGCAUGAAUCACUGCUGCUCGCUUCCUGAUAUUGGGAAGAGGCAAAGGAAGGACAAGAAGUUGAGCGCCAUUACAUCUUUCUUAGGUGAAGACAUCUACAACGACAUUAGAGACAACUCUCAACUCGGAGUUCUUCUGAAGCUUGCCUCGAGCGUGUUAGGGCUUAAUCGUGGUAGUAGGAUCCCUUUGGAGCUUGCGAAAAGAGUAAUGGAUCUGGAAGCGUUUGAGAGAUAUCUUUGGGGUCGAGUUGGAUUCGAGAAGCUGAUCAAAUCGGUGCAAGUUGUUGAUUUGGCUGGAGACUCUUAUGUUGUGCAUGGAUGUGUGCAUGUCUUGCUCAUAUGGGCAUAUGAGUUAGUGACUGUCUUGGGAGAAUUGUUUGGGAGAAGAAUAGAAGGGAUUGAAGUUCCUCUUCUUCGUUGGGGUUGUGGCCGGCAGCAUUUUGUAAUGGAAGACGUUUUGAAGAAGGAUAAAGAGGAAAGCGAGCAAGAAGGUACAGUUUUUCUGUUUGUUCGAGUGAAACAUUUCUUGAUGAAGCCUGAUUCUAUUGAGGACAUAUAUCUUGUGUGGCCUGAUGAAGCUGUGAAAUGUGAUAAGAAGCUUCACAACAUGAUCGAAGAUAUCUAUGAUGGGUGUUUGGAUGAAUCACAAUGGGAAGAAGAUGUGGCGGUUGUGAAGAGUAAAAAGAAGAAAGAGGUGUUUGAGGAAAGCGCAGAUGUUGUGACAAAGACAUCAAUGAAGAAAAGCCAAACAUCUAAAAUUCAGGAAGAAAAGAAGAGAAAGAAGAGGGAGAACAAAUCAGAGGAGAAAAGUGACAAGGUGAAGAAGAAGCAGCAGAAGAAGACGGUUCCUGAGAAUGAGAUGGAUGAGGAGAGUGAGAAGGAAAGAGAAGAUGUUGAUAUGAGCAUCAGGUUGAAAGACAUUCCAAAGAAGAAAAAAAGUGAAGAUAGUGAAGUGAUGAAGAUGCUUCGGUUAAUGAACGAAAAAAUUGACAGCAAGUUUGAUUCAUUUGGUCGUAAAGUUGAAGACAGAUUUGAAGCCAUGGAGAAUAGGAUUAACAAGGUGGAGGAGACCAAGGGCAAGGAGAAGCCUUCUGUGGAGUCUAAGGCUUCAGCUGAUGGUGGCAGUGGGGAGGGUAAUCACGGUGAUGGUUCAGAGGAUUCAACUCCGUCGUGGAUGGUAAACAUGAAGCCAACGUCGGAUGGAGAGUCUCCGAUAGCCUGUGUGGUCAGAAAUCCUAAAUCCAAAGCUAAGGUUGUCCGCAAAGUUAAAGUGGAACCCGAUGAUCAAAAGCUGAACAAGCAACCAGUUAGAGGAGAUAAGAAGAAACCGGAUAAAGAAACAUGCAUAGAUGUUGAAGAGCUCACUGAAGAAUCCGGUGACAGCUCAAUAUAUAUUGAGAGGACUAAAUUUCUCAGUCAAACAUUAGAUAGGUUGCUGGAGUUUACAAAAGACGAUGACAUCAUAGCCGGUCGACCGGUUCGAACCCUGAAUCUUGUCUCAAACCAAGUUUCUCCAUAUUUAGGAAGUUCAGCAGUCAGACGAAUAAUGUUUGGUGUGCACUCUUCAGAUGCUAUGUAUGAUCCUUUUGAGACAGUCCAUCCAGAUAAAAAGAAAAAACUGAUUGAAUACGUGAAGUCAGAUAUGUAA